AGAGAAAACAACAACAAUGCGAAUUAUCAACUUUUUCUCUAUUUUUUUUUAAGUGCGAUAGUUAAACGAAAAUAGCGCCAAAGUAAGUGUUAAGAUUUACAAGUAAACUAGCGGAAACUAAAAAAGUGCACUUACCCAGGAAAAUAAAAUUAAAUGCGGCAUAAAUCGGUUAAUUAAACAUAAAUAAAUUAAAAAUACGCAAAGCUGUCGGAAGAGGAAGAGGAAGAAGAAGAGGAAGCAGAAGAACAACAACCAACUUGAAGACGACUCUUCUCGCAAGUUCGCUUUGUUUUCGUUUCUUGCCAUUUCGAUUUCAGUUUUAUUUGGCCCAAUCCACCAAAAUCCAAACAGCAACCAUAAAUGAAUAUAAACAACAACAACAACAACAGCAAGCAAGAACCACCGAAAAAUCAACAGCAUCGAACGUGGCAAGAAACUCACAAAUUUCAGCAACAAAACUCAACAUCCAGCUAAAUCGUACAACAAAAAACCACAAUCACCAAUCAACAACAGCCAGUACGCAACCAACAAAAAAAAAUUUUUUUCAACAACAAUUUUCAAGAACUUUCAACAAUAUUUUUUCAACAACCAAAAAAUUUCACCAACAUUUUUAGAAAAAAAAAAAACAAAAUUCAACAUCAAAGAAAUAUUUCAACAACUAUAUAGUAACCAAAAGUUCAACAACAAUUUCCACAAUAACUGUAAACGUGUCGCGACUUAAAGCUGCCCCUGUCCCGCUCUCUCGCGUGUAUUCGUACUAUUUCGUGUGUUUUUACAAUAGUUGUGGUUUGUUUUUUUUUUCUAAAAAAUACUAUAUAUUUAUAGAAAUUUGUGGUGUUACGCGUUCGUCCUUGUCACGUGUGCGUGUGUGUGUGUUUGGCGAGAAGAAGGAGUGUUACAUAGUUCGUGUAUGCUAUGUCAGCGACGGGGGGCGGGGGCAUUAUGGCGCUCCUCCAGGCGGCUAAAAUCAUCGAGCAGCGCGAGAGGCUCCCGCAGGCGGGAGACGUGCUUGCAGUUGGAGUGGGCGUGGCCCUGCCCCAGCACCAGCAGUCGCUGCAAUGCAAGAGCAUCUCCAUUAUCAACAACAACAAUAGCAGCCAGCACAAUAGAAACAACAGCAGCAGCAUCAGCAGCAGUAGCAGUAACGGGACUAUUGCAACGCUACCGUUCACGAACGGAAAUAGCAACGGUAUUGCCGGCAUCGGUAACGUGAACGUAAACGUUAGCGUUAACGUCAAUGCGAACGGGAACGGUCUGAGCAACGGUCACAGCAGUCCGCGCAGUCAAUUAGCCGCCGCCGCCGCCGCCACCGCCGCUGCCCACGAUUACGAGUAUACCACCACCGUCGUUAGCAGCAGCGCAGUCGCCAACGGACACAGCGAAGGUCGCCCCCUCAUCGCGGGGGAUGAUAAUUCCCCAGUCAACAGCAAGAACCAUACCCACUCCCCGCAACAGCAGCAACAAAAUGCAGUGGGUAGAACAACAACAGCAACAGCAACAACAACACCAGCAGCAGCAACAGCAGCAGUGGCAACAACAGCAAAAUAUAUGAGAAAUCUAGCCUCAAUUGACCCCUCUACCUUUAUGCUGCUGGCAGCGGCAGCAGCAACCACUCCAAGUGCAGCAGCAACCACUGUAACUGCAGCUGCAACAACUGCAACACCUGCAACACUUGCAACUGCAGCACCUGCAACUGCAACACCUGCAACAGCAACAGCAACACCCACACCACAACCAACAACAUCUAAUCCUGCCAAGCACAAAUUGAGUCCCAUCGCCGAGAUACCGCCCAAAUUUCUAUUCUUAUCGGAUGGCAAGGGGGUCUAUCCAACGCCCAGGAAUGCCAAGGGCUUUAAGGCCACCGCCUUGGGCGGUGUGGAAAUGAUCAGUGGAUCGGUGAUCGAGGAUCAUGAGAAGCAAUUCUAUAGGAGUAGUGUGGUGGGAUCGACGAACAUUCCCCUGACACCACCGCCCUCGUCCACACGCAAAGUGGACACCAGCAAUUCGCGGAUUCGCUCCUACUCACUGUCCCAUGCCAUUUCAGCGCCCAGAGAUCAGCAGCAUCAGCAUCCAGCAUCAUCAUCCAGCCAUCUGCCGCAAUUCCAGCCGCAAAUCAGUUUCGGGAGAUGCGGCAAUGGUAUGGUGGUAUACGGACGACCCGGUGAUUCUGUCGACUCUGCUGGAGUGGCAUUAUCAUCAUCAUCAGUAGGAGCAGUAGGAUUGGGAGUAGCAGGAGGAGUUGGAGUAGGAGUGGGAGUUGGAGGCGCUGCGACGAUGGCCAUGAAUAUUGCCUCCUCGGCGCCAGCGGCAGGAUCUCAGCUGAAGGCGCACCACCACACGGGACACGGAGGACGCAGGCGCACCACCAGUUCCAACAGCAACGGAGCGGGCACUCGGGAAGUGCACAACAAGCUGGAGAAGGAACGACGGGCCCAGCUGAAGGAGUGCUACGACCAGCUCAAAAAAGAGCUGCCCAUGCGGGACGAGGACCGAAAGAAGACCUCCAACUUGACAAUACUCGAAAAAGCCCACGAAUAUGUCCAGCGAUUGACGCAGCGUGAUCGCGAGCAGGAGGCGGAGGUGGAGAGGCUGGCGAAGCAGAAGAUUGAGCUGCAGAAGCGGCUGAAGCGAUUGGGUUCGAGGAAGGAAACGCCGCCCACCGAUCAGCAAAGCAUUCCACAGGCCGACAAAGCCGUUUGCCUGGCAACAACAACCACACCAGCACCACCAACGGCGGCCAGUGGUCGCAAUGGAACCCGAAUUCUAUACGAUGCAGGCAACGCCUGUGCCACUGGGCAGCUAACAACUGUGAUAAACAAAUCAAAUGCCACACCAGCAGCAACAUCAGCAGCAGGAGCAACCGCAGCAGCCGGCAGCAUCAGCAGCAUCAGCAGCAAACUCAAUGGCAACCACACAGGAGGAGCCACAACAACCACACUGACUCCGGCCAUGGGUAUCAUGACAAUUAAGAAUGGCAAUGGCAACAACAUACCGGCAAUCUCACCAGCGGCAAUCCAGCAGCAGCAGCAGCAGCUGCAGCACCACCACAACGGCAGCCCAGCGGGCAGUCCAUCGGGAAUAGGAGCCACUAAUGGGGCCACCAUUACACGUGGCUCGCCCACGCCAUCGACUCCAUCGCCGUCGCCCAGCUCCUCGUCCAGUGGCGUCUCGUCGUCGGCUUCAUUUAUGGGCGGCGGCUCCUCAUCGUCGUCCUCUUCCUCCUCAUCAUCAUCAUCAUCCUCGUCCUCCUCCUCAUCGUCGUCAUCAUCAUCAUCAAGUACGUCGUCCAGUUCGUCGUCACCUACGCAACAACAACAAAAGCAGCAGCAGAUCACCACGCCCACGGCCACCGCCCAUUUAGUGGGCGCACGCAAUGUUGGCCUCCAAUUCCAUGGCGGUGCGGGUGGUGGUGGUGUCAACGCCCUGAAUGGUGGUGCCACCAUCGUGGCCGCUGCUGUGCCAACUGGCGGCGGAUCAGCAAACGGUUUCCAUCAGGCGGACAAGGAUCGCAACUACAAUUUCCUGAUGCUCAGUGCUGGGACAACCGCACAGUAAACCAACAAACAAAAAAUCAACAACCAACAAACACCUACAACAAUAAAGAAAACAACAACAACAACAACUGAAUUGUGUGCAACAGCUCCCACCUUAUUAAACAAAAAAUGUAACAACAACUAGAAGAAGGUUCUCUAAAAACUCAUUUUUCUUAAAACAAGAUACAAGAGAAAAAAAUAUUACAUAUUUCUCACACUUUCGCACACAUUGAAAACAACAACAACAACAGCAGCAGCAGCAACCAGCAUAAGAAAAACAUUAAAAGCUGUACUUUUUUAUGUAAAACAAAAAUAAAAACAAAAGCUAUCUAACAGUUCCGCCCAACACUUAGCAUCGAUUUUGAAAAUCAACAAAGUGAAGAAGAAAAUUAUUUUUUAAUAAAUAAUUUUAAAGAAACAGCAACAACGCGGGAGAAAAAAGCUAGCAGCAACAACACCAACAAUAAACCAGCAACAACAGCAACAAGAGAAGACCAAUUACAUAAAUGUAAAACAACAACGACAGCCAGCAUUCAACAACAACAACAACAGCUUGAAAACCACAACAAACAAAUCUACAACACACAACACAACACACACAGGCCCAUCAACAUGCAUAUAUACUAUAUACAUUAUAUAUCUAAUUGUACUACUUUAUAGUGAAGCCUAGAAAAGAAGAGAAAAAAACACCAAGAAGAAUAGCACACUUAAAUGUAAAACAGGAAGAAAAAAACAAAACCAAAAUGCGCUGUUGAAACAGAAACCACCAAUGGGUAACGCUUUAUAAAUAUAUAUAUCUCUAUAUAUAUAUAUAUGUAUAUGUAUAUGUAUCUAAAACUUAGAAGAAGAUUAUAAAUUAUAAAUAUGUAAAAGCAGGAUUUCCAAAAUUCAUGUGGCAAAAGAUAAAUGCUAAAACGAAAAAAGAUAGAUGUCUCUUUUCUUGACCAAAACUGAACCAGAAAUAAUUUCUUUUGGAUGAUAUACUUUCUUCUUCUUUCAAAAGCGAAACCACAAAACUUAAAAAAGGAAAAAACAAAAAAAAAACACAGAAACGAAGCAAAAAUCAAAUCAAUAGAAUUAUAUCAAAUUAGAGUGCUUGUAUGUCAAGUAUGUGUGAGUUUGCAAACAAAAAAUUAACCAAUAGUAUGUAAAACUAAAGAGAAAAGCUGGCCAGAGAGUGUUGUAUCUGUGUAAUACCCAUAUUUGAAUUAGAUAUUAAUGUAGCAAGCAAACAAAACAUCGUAGAAAAAAUGUGUAAUAGUGCAAUAAGCUAACAAAAGCCACACCCAUCCCCCCCACACCCCCUUCUCCCCCAAUUUAACACAAUUUUUUUUUAGAGAAUUUUUAUUUUGAUCUUGUUCUGGAAAGACACGCAUAUAAGACAUUAUCAUAUAAUAUGUAUGUAGUGAUUGCGUAUAAACCAAACCUUCUUGCAAUUUAAAUUCCUGCCUUAUGCCAUUGAAACAGAAUCAAAGUAAAACAGAAAAUUUGAUACAACCCCCCUAACUAAAGCUUAUAAAAUAUUUAUAUACAAGGAAAGGUAAAAAAAAAAACAAGAAAAGAACGAAAAUAGCUUAGAAAUAGACAACACAACAAUUAUCACGAUAAGGGAAAAAAUCUAGCAAAAAGCAGCAACAUAAAACUGAAUGUUAUAUUUUGGAGCAUUUUUUUCAAUGUGUAUGUGUUAGCAUAUAUAUACAUAUAUAUUACACAUAUGUCUAGAAAGGAAGCAAAGGAGGAUUGAUACAAGUAUUAGCAAAAGAUAUCUCUUGAACAAUAAUGAAGGAAAGACAGAGAUGGCGCGAGCAGGUCGUCUCUUUCUACUCCCCCUAAAUAUUUGCAAAUUUUUUACGUCGGGGCAAUGAAUAUAAAACUAUAUAUCAUCUAUCUAUAUAUUUGUAUACACAAACAAAAGUGAGCCGAUCAGAUAGCGUGAAAUUUUCCAUAUAUUUUGUAAAUACUUUAAAACACAAGUGGGAAACUGUCAAACUUUCAGUUUUUUUCAUCAAGGGGGACUUACUUUUUUUUUUAAUAGUUUUUUUUUUACCAAAGGGACAGAUAAUCAAAAAUUAUUUUCACACAAGAGAGUUUUACACGAAAGGAAAGAGCAAGUAACCAUUAAAAUCGAAAUCUAUAAACUAGAAAUAUAUAUAUAUAUAUGUGUAUGGAACGUCUGUGUAAAUGUGUUUGAAUGUAAAAUGCUUUAGUCACAUAAGUUGAAAGAGAAGUGGAAUUAACUAUGUAUGUAGUUAAAUAUGCCUGUGUCUGUCACUCGAUUUCUGUUACUAAUCAUAAAAGAAAAUGUAUAAAAUUAAUAAUACCAACACACAUUUGAAGAAUUAACCUUAACUCUUAAAUUAGAUUUUAUGUUCUUUAAUUUAUGUUUUUUUUCGUUGUAUUAACUAAAACACAUUUUGAAAAUGUUUUUUCUUGAAUUUUUUUUAACAUCCUUUGUAAGUAGGCAGUUAACAAAUGAUUGAACAUAAUACUUUUUGGCGUCAUUUUUAUUUAAAAAAAAAA
Molecule: messenger RNA, 6053 nt
Organism: Drosophila suzukii
Lineage: Eukaryota; Metazoa; Arthropoda; Insecta; Diptera; Drosophilidae
Source: RefSeq, a predicted model, not a curated record